UCGGAAUUACCAUCUAUUCAAGUUGACACCUUUUGUGUUCACGGACACCCAAAUGGGUUUAUAACCGGAAUUAGGGGAAAGGUUCAAUGUGUUUCGGAGGAAGAUUUGGAUAAAAAGGAGACACAGCUAGAGAAGCAGGAGAUGAUCAAAGAAAAAUGCUAUCUCCGCUUUCCUACAUUGCCAUUCAUUCCUAACGAACCUUAUGAUGUGAUUGAUACUGAUUAUGACAAUUUUUCUCUUGUUUCAGGAGCUAAGGAUAAAAGUUUUAUCCAGAUAUAUUCAAGGACAACUAACCCUGGACCUGAAUUUGUUGAGAAGUACAAGUCUUACCUUACAAAGUUUGGAUAUGAGCCAAGCAAAAUUAAAGAUACACCACAGGAUUGUGAAGUCAUGUCCAAUAGUAAGCUGGCUGCUAUGAUGUCUAUGUGUGGAAUGCAGCAGGCACUUACAAACCAAUUUCCUGAUCUAGGACUGAACUCCCCUAUUGAACUUAAUCCUUUCACUAGUAUAUUUGACACUUUGAAGAAGCUUGUUGAGCUUUACUUUAAGUAGUAACUAUGUUUUGUUUUAAGAUAUUUACUCCUGUAAACAAUAGCUAGCUAUCAUUGAUAGCAACCUAUGUGUAACAUGUAAAUACAUGUAUCUGCUGUAUCCUCUGGUAUAUCAUGUUUUACCCUGUUUAAAUUCUCACAUGUUGACGACAUCAUCAGAAAAAAGCCUCAUUCCUUGAAGGGAAAUAUCUGAUGUUGAUAUUAUUUGAUAUAACAAAAUAAGGUUAUUAGAAGGAGGAAUUACAAAGUUGAAGCACAGAUAUGCAACAAACAAUGCUUGCCUCUAAUAACCAGAGGUGAAUUAUUCAAAUAAUUGAUUAUGAUAAUAAAUAAAAAACAUAGAGGGAAAAAAAUUGCAUUCCGCUGUGAAAAAC
Molecule: messenger RNA, 925 nt
Organism: Vigna radiata var. radiata (mung bean)
Lineage: Eukaryota; Viridiplantae; Streptophyta; Magnoliopsida; Fabales; Fabaceae
Product: chloroplastic lipocalin-like
Exons: 2
Molecular function (GO): small molecule binding
Source: RefSeq, a predicted model, not a curated record